Messenger RNA from Closterium sp. Naga37s-1, 2569 nucleotides. The record is from the annotation of a GenBank genome assembly. Lineage: Eukaryota; Viridiplantae; Streptophyta; Zygnematophyceae; Desmidiales; Closteriaceae.
GGGCAAGUCCUUCCUGCUGAACGUGCUGCUCAACUCCACGCGCGGCUUCCUAGUGGGCACGCAUCCAGACCCCGAGACCCUGGGGCUCUGGGUGCGUGUGCUGCCCCCCCACCGCCUGCAGGCGCGGGACGGAGCGGUGGUGCUGCUGGUGGACUCGGAGGGGCUGUAUGGGGACGGUGCUUCACGGGCGUAUGAUGCAAAGCUUUUUGCUGUGGCUACGCUGCUGUCCUCGCAUCUAAUCUACAACACCUUGCGCACACUCGGUGACGCGCAGUCAGUGGCAGCGUUGGCGGACCUAGCAAAGCAGGCACACGUGUUCAACCUGCAGAACUGGCUGCACUCGGGGGGGUGGGGACCCGCUCACUCCAAUUCCGCUGGCACUGGUGAUGGUGCUGCUGCUGCUGCUGCUGCUGCUGCUGCUGCUGCUGUUCCUGCUGCUUCCCCUGCAGCAGCAUCGUCCCACCUGCCUGACCCACGGCUUCUGCUGCAGACACUCACCUUCCCUCCCCUCACCUGGGUGGUGCAAGGCUUUGACCUCGACUUACAGCAGCAGGAAGACUCCCCUUCACCCCACUCCACCGCAUCCCACUCCGCCCCACCCCACUCCACCCCAUCCCACUCUGCCUCACCGCACUCCACCUCCUCCCACGCCACCUCCGUCUCCCCCAUGGUGUACCUGCAGCGCUACCUAGCGGCACAUGCACGCACGGGAGACCAGUCCCUAGAAACCCUCUUUACACAGGGUAUAGCGUGCCUCACUGUGCGCACGCCCACGGAUAUCAAUAGGCUUCGGGAGGAGGUGGGCGGGGCGGGGUUGGGCGCUGCUGACGUGGAGCUCAUGCCAGCGCUGCACCCGGGGUACCUUGCUGACGUGGCGGCAGUGCGGGAGCGCGUGAUUGGAGGGCUGGAGGCGAAGGGACCGGCUGGGCAGAAAUUCACAGGGGAGACUGUCGCUCGCCUGCUUCCCCUGCUGGUCCAUUUCGUGAACAGUGACUUCCCACUAAACGCCGAGCGCCACAUACAACAAGUCAUGCUGGACCUGCUGCUGGACGGCGCGUUCGCCUCCGCCGUCCACUUCUUUCGUCUGCAUGCCGAUGCCGCCCUCGACCGAUUCACUCGAGCCACCCGCGCUGCUGCUAGUGUUUCUGCUGAGGACAUAAGUGGGAGAGGUGAAGAGGGAGAUUUAUUUGCUGCUUCAGGCACUGGCACUGAAUGGGACGUGAGCAGUGCUGCAGAACCUGCUGCAGCUGUGGCAGGGGAAGGAGCUCACACGUUCUCUGCUGCUGCUGCUGCAGCACUGGCCUCCCAAUCUCCAGCGUCUCAGCUGCUCUCAGCCACGUUCACAGCGGAGCACAUGGAGCAAGUACUUUCCAAGGCAGAGCAAGACGCGCAGCACUACUGCAUGGCGCGCAGUGUGGGUGUGCCUGCAGACCGCUCCGCCAUGACAUGCGGAGUGAGGCUCUUCGCCAAGCUGGACCACAUCAAACCACACUACAGGUCCAGCAACGAGCACAACGUGCAUGUGGCGCUGGCAGCACUGGCAGACGAGUUGCAGCAGGCAGCACAUGCAGCAAUCGCUGCCCUUCGCCUCCCACAGCAGGAGCAGCUGUUGGAGCAGCAGUGCGAGGCAGUCCGUGUGGCAGCCGUUGACAGGUUCACGGGCACUCUGGGCGACCACAGCAGCAGCCCCUUGGCUCCCGUGGUUCGUUCCCGCCUCGAUGCUGACGUCAGCAGCCACUGCUCCGCCGCCACGUCAGCAAACGACCGGCUGAUCGCCACCCUGCUGGGCAAGGGGAGGGUGGCGUACCACCGCGCAUAUCAUGACACGUUCCGGGCGGCAUUUCUGUCCUAUGCUGCCACCCAUGCCCAUUCUCACGCACAAACGCCUGAUACCAAUGCUGCUGCUGCUGCUGAUUCUACUGUUGCUACACGCACUGCUGCUUCUGCUUCUGCUUCUGCUUCUGCUUCUGCUUCUGCUGCUGGUGGCGCCUCUCCAGCCGACGACCCGCACCUCUUCGCCCACAACCUCUUCGCCCUCCUCCCCUCCUCCACGCCCCCUCCCCCUCCUCUCUGGCUCCUCUCCCUCCACGCCAACGCCUCCCUCCUCUCUCAAGACACCUUCUCUGCAGCAAUAGCCCAGGGGGGCCUGGCGUGGGUGGUGCCUGGGCACGAGAGGUUCGACUUUUUUCUCUUUCAGGCGAUGCAGUGGGGGAAGCAGCGGGAGAGGGCGGUGGGGGAGGAGAAUGCGCGGAGAUUGCGGGGGUAUUGUGGGGAGAUGAAGGGGAGGCUUGUGGGGGAGUAUCGGCGGCGCGUGGGGGAGAUCCAGCCAUUGCCGGAUAAUGAAGAGGUGGUGGUGGCUAAGGCACGUCAUCUAGCCACACUGGUUCUGGCCAAUUACAGCGCGGCAGUGCAGCCAUACCUGCCGUCAGCUUCGGUGGAGGAGGUUCGGGCGCAGCUGCAGGCUCGGGUGGAGGAGGCUCGGCAGCGGCUGGUGGAUCGGAACACGGAGCUCAUGGCAGCGCUCUGCUUUGAGCCUCUGAGGGACGCUCGGGACGAACUUAACAUGCAG